Molecule: messenger RNA, 1510 nt
Organism: Schizophyllum commune H4-8
Lineage: Eukaryota; Fungi; Basidiomycota; Agaricomycetes; Agaricales; Schizophyllaceae
Product: Aldo/keto reductase
Exons: 6
Coding region: 381-1337 (318 amino acids)
Cellular component (GO): cytosol
Molecular function (GO): aldose reductase (NADPH) activity
Source: RefSeq, a predicted model, not a curated record
AGAUCAGCUGUCCCCCGACGUACAUGCCCGAGCACUCUGGCCGAAGGCCUACCCCCCCUCGCAUAUGUCCGCCCAUUGUCCAUUGGUCCAUCCUCCCCCGGCUCUUGCGCCCGGGUGAACCAAGAGACCCUCCUGCGAAUCGACGCGCGCCCCGAUGUUCGGGGACUCGUCCCGACAAGUAGGCAAACGGGGGCUCGCCCUGCCAGAUACCGACCUGCCCUGACUUGUCCCGUCCCCAGGUAGCCCCAGGUCGGGGCUACCCCAGACAGCCCCCGCCGGGGAAAGCGUAUAAAAAGCCGCGUCCGGGAUGGAGGAUUUCGUCAGCUUUCAGGAGCAUAUCCUCUAUCCAAACACACUUGUAUAUCGAACGAACAGACAGAAUGUCGACGGUGACGCUGCAGAGAACGCAGACCAAGAUGCCCCUGGUUGGCUUUGGUCUGUGGAAGGUUCCCAAUGAGACGUGCGCAGACACCGUCUACAAUGCCAUCAAGAUGGGCUACCGUCUCUUCGACGGCGCUUGCGACUACGGGAAUGAGAAGGAGGCGGGUGAAGGCGUUCGUCGCGCAAUCGCAGACGGUUUGGUGAAGAGGGAAGAGCUGUUUAUCACAUCCAAGCUGUGGAACACAUUCCAUGCGCAUGACCACGUCAAGCAACUCGCGAAGAAGCAGCUUCAGGACUGGGGCCUCGACUAUUUCGACCUCUACCUCGUCCACUUCCCCAUCGCCAUCCAGUACGUCGCCCCCGAGCACCGCUACCCGCCGACCUGGUGGGACGACGAAGGCAAGCUCUUGCCACCCGUCAACGUCCCCAUGCAGGAGACCUGGAGCGCGAUGGAAGAGCUCGCCGACGAGGGCCUCGCCCACAACAUCGGCGUCAGCAACGUCUGCGGCGGCCUCCUCCUCGACAUGUUCCGCUACGCACGCAUCCCGCCGCAGGUUCUGCAGGUCGAGCUGCACCCAUACAACAGCCAGGCGGCGCUCAUCAAGGUGGCGCAGCUGCUCGGCGUCGUGGUGACGGGCUACUCGCAGUUCGGGCCGAUGGGGUACAGGGAAAUUGGCGCGGACAAGAACACGGGGCUGUUGUUCGACCAUCCGGUGAUUCAGAAGGUUGCGCAGGCGCACGGGAAGACUCCGGCGCAAGUGCUGCUGCGGUGGUUGACGCAGCGGAACAUCACCGUCAUGCCGAAGGCGACGAGAAACGACUUGUUGCAAGAGAACUUGCGCAGCGACGACUUCCAGCUGACGGACGAGGACUUCAAGCAGAUCGCGACCUUGAACAUCAAUCGCAGGUUCAACGAUCCUGCCGAUCUCGAUACCAAGUUCUCCAUCUUCGCUUGAGGGACGAGAGGGACAAAGAGCAGAAGCAAUAAAUCUGUACUAUUAGGCUGAUUAGGCUGUAUACCGUAUCAUUUGGGGUAAUAGCGAUCGUGUCACGUCCUUCCUGCAUUCCUUGCGCAGCCUCUCGCAGCAAUUGAGACAUGAACGGCAGCCUGCGGAGGGGGACGCGCGUC